UAUUAUUUCUAUAUAUUGAAACAGAAACGACGACCCAACAACAGAAUCAAGAUACUACACCUCCUAGCAAUAUUAAAACAGAAACGACGACCCAACAACAGCAUCAAGAUACUAAACCUCCUAGCAAUGGUGCUAAAUAUUUGCCUACAGAUCUAAAGAAUGCAGCAUGGGAAUAUAAUUACACAAAAGCAUCAGACAAUUCAGAACAAUCGACAAUUCUCAACAUCGCAACUACAACGUUACAAAAUUCUGUCAUCAAUUUAAACGCUUAUGGAACAACAAUCGACGAUUGGACUUGCAUUAAUAGUUUAAACAUCUCUAACACACAGACAAUUGUAGUUUUCAAAAGUGACACAAGCUUUACCACUGGACCUUUUUUAGGUAGCAGAAGGCUAUAUCUUUGUAUGAAAUUGACAAAAGUUACCAACGAUUUAUAUUACUUUUACCUUUUGUCAGAUAUUUUUACUGGGGUCACUCCGAAUGAGAGAGUGUUUGCGUCAGAAGGAGGAAACGCACCAGAUGAUGAUGCUCCGAUGUGUAGUACAUUUUGUAUAUACACAGACUCACCGAAAAUUCGCACAUUAAGAAGACAAGGAACUAGUGACGAAGUACCUGGUGAUGCAGCGUUAUGUGAACCAUGUGACAACACAUGUGAAGUGGAAGACGGAGUAUCCACGGAAGAAAAGUCAAAUGAAUCAGCAUCGAAUACAUCAUUACUAGUCGGGUUGACAUUUGUAGCGUUGGGACUUGUUAUGAUUGUAUUUCUUGCUAUCAUGUGUGUGCUAUUUAGAAGAAAAAGAAAAUCAACGUUUGGAGUGACUAUGAGGAAUAGCGACAAAAGCCCAGAUGCCUAUUACAGCCAGGAUAAUGAACUUGAGGAAGUAGAACAAAAUCUUACCGUAAAGACGUCAAGUGAUGAAAUCGAAAAAUCCAAGGGACUUGAUACUAAUACCCUGCCUGAUGGACUGGAAACAGUAGAUGAGCAAAAUGUUGUUAACUGUGAUACUGUUGAAACCAAAGCUAACGAGCAACAAGCUGUUGUAGGGAGACAGUCCGCAGAGAAGGAAAUAUUGGACAACAGUUCAUAAAAUCUAGCACAAUUUAUUACUUACAAGUCAGUUGUAAUUAUAACAAGUAACUGUAAAUGUAUCGAUAUUUAAAUGUUUAAAAUUGUAGCAAAAUAAAAUUAGGUAAAAAGAAAAUGCGGA
This is a messenger RNA of Mytilus californianus (California mussel), 1208 nucleotides long. RefSeq lists its product as uncharacterized. NCBI's taxonomy places the organism in Eukaryota, Metazoa, Mollusca, Bivalvia, Mytilida, Mytilidae. The transcript is spliced from 9 exons. Bases 405 to 1088 code for a protein of 227 amino acids. The record is from RefSeq and is a predicted model, not a curated record.